Messenger RNA from Trichoplusia ni (cabbage looper), 2781 nucleotides. RefSeq names its product dentin sialophosphoprotein. The coding region runs from base 167 to 2650 and encodes 827 amino acids. The record is from RefSeq and is a predicted model, not a curated record. NCBI's taxonomy places the organism in Eukaryota, Metazoa, Arthropoda, Insecta, Lepidoptera, Noctuidae. The transcript is spliced from 2 exons. Gene Ontology annotation, molecular function: zinc ion binding; ubiquitin protein ligase activity. Gene Ontology annotation, cellular component: cytoplasm.
GGCAACACUAACAGACGUCACCGUUCCGUUUUCCGUUCAAUUCACCUGUCGUUAAAAAAAAUAACUUGGCGCCUGUUGUAACCGGCUUCUCAUAAAAGUUGUUUCAUACAAAUAUUGUUUCUUAUUAAAGUUAAACACAUCUCAGUAAACUUUUGUAAGUAUUAUAAUGGCUACAGACGCCGUUAAUAUUUCCGAAGAUGCUGAAAUGGCGGAUUACGACGGAGACAAAGUUGUUACUAUGAUGGAUGUUUUGCAAGAGCAGCAGGAGUUUGAAGACGACGCUAAUGCUGUGCUAGGAGCCUCUGAUGACAAAAACUGCACCUACCCUAAGGGCUACAUAAAGAGGCAAGCUCUCUAUGCAUGCCUCACUUGCUGCAAUGAAGCUAAGACGGAUCCCACUAAGCGAGCUGGUGUGUGCCUCGCUUGCAGCCUCUUAUGCCAUGAAAACCAUGAUCUCAUUGAAUUGUACACAAAACGUAACUUCAGAUGCGACUGUGGUAAUCCUAAGUUUAAUACACACCCUUGCCAGUUCACAUCAUCCAAAACAGACCUCAAUGAAGAUAACAUUUAUAACCAGAACUUUAGCGGACUUUACUGUACCUGCCACAGACCUUACCCAGACCCUGAUACCACUCUUGAAGAUGAUGAUAUGAUCCAGUGUAUCAUUUGUGAAGAUUGGCUUCAUGCCUCACACUUAGAGGCUACUGUUCCUGCUAAUGAUCAGUACUCAGAAAUGGUCUGCAAAGGUUGUAUGGAGAAAAAUGAGUUCUUACACGAUUACACUGGAUUUGCAGUGAAUCUAGAAAAUGGUGAUGUUGACAUUAUUGCUGUGAAUAAUGAUGCCAAAACUGCUGAUAAUAGUCUUUGUAAUGGAGAUCUAGACAAAGAGAAAUUGGUAAAUGGUGUUGAUGGUACUAUUAUUCAUACUAAAACUGCAGAAAAUGGUCAAAUUAAUGGUGAUGUAGAAAUGAAUGAUGAUACUAAAAAACGUGAUGACAGCAGUGAAACAACUGAAAGUAACACAACUGAAAAAAAUACUACCUCAGACACAAGUGAAGAAACCAAAGUGGAAAAGCCUAAUACACUAGAUACAGCAACAACAGAAUUGAAAGACCCUGAAGUGAAGCAAAUCGAAACAAAGGAACAACAAUCUACAGAACAAGAAGAACCUGUUGGAAAUGAGGACACACCUAUUAAAAAUGAUGAACCAAAUGCAACUAUUGACAAAGUUCCAGAUGUACAGUCUGGAGAUAUGGCUGAACAGAAUGAGACAACUGUCAAUGAAGAUAAAACACUUACAAAAGAGGAAGAAAGUAACACAAUUAGUGAAAAUGCAACAAUAGAACAGACUGAUACAGAUAAACAAAACAUAGAACAGACUACUAGUGUAGAAAAAAGUAAUGAAAAUAGUGCUACACAGCCUAGUGAAAACCCUGAACAAGUAUUGGAUGAAGAUAGUAUUCCAACAUCUGAUAAAGUAAAAUCAGACAUUGAAAAAGAAAUCACGUCAGAAGAAAAACCUUCAGAAGCACUUAGUGAAGCAACUAAAGUAAGUGAAGAUAAUACGACAGCUGAAAAACUCAAAGAAACUGAGGAAAAGUCAGAUUCAGUGAUGGACGCAAUAGAUGAAAUAUUAGAUGCAGCAAGCAGUGACAAAAAACAAGAAAACAAAGAUGAUGCUAGUGCACCAACGGACAUGAAGGAAAGUAUAGAAGCUGUAGAUAGUAAGGAUUCGAAGGAUUCUGGUGAUGUUGAAAUGAGCAGUAUAGAAAAGAAAAUCGAUGAAAAUGUUUCCGAGGGUACUGAAAAACCAAAAGAAAAUGAAGUGAAAUGUAGUACUGAUGUAGAAAUGAAUGAUAAUGCUACUGAAAAGCAGCAAGUAACGGAAAAUAAAACUGACAAAGAAUCUGUUGACUCUGUGAAAGAUGUCGAUAGUAUAGCCACCGAUUCAGUCGAGUCCACGAAAGUAGCCAAUGGUAUAGCUCAGAAUGAAAAUGUAGCAGUGAAAGAGACUAAGGAAGAUGACUUGAAAGAUGGAAAAAAAUCAUCUGAAUUAGUGGAAACCGAAAAAAUUGAUCAAGUAAAGGCGACAGAAAUCGCUGAAGAAAGUACAAACGAAAAAGAAUCAAAAGACGUCAACAGAGUAGCUGAUGCAAAGGAAAACACUGGUGAACACAAGCGAAAACUUAGUAUAGACUUAUCAGACGAUGUGUCUUCGAAGAAAGCUAAGUUAGAUGCUGGAUGUGCACGGCCGCGAGGAGUGAAGAGGAUGCAUAUAGGAGCCACGUUUUGGCCAUCAAACUUCCGCCAAAAGCUUUGUACUUGUGGCGAAUGUAUAGCCAUGUACAAAGACUUGAAUGUAUUAUUUUUGACUGACAUGGACGACACAGUUUCGGCCUACGAAAGUUUAGGCAAAGAGAAUGCGGGAGGAGCGUCACAAUACGAGAAAGGCCUCGAAGCUUUAUCGUCAUUAGACAGGAUACAACAAAUUAAUGCCCUCACCGAGUACAACAAAAUGCGCGACAAAUUACUGGAUUUCCUUAAAAGCUUUAAAGACAGGAAAGAAAUUGUUAAAGAGGAAGAUAUAAAGGCGUUUUUCGCAGGUAUGAAGCCGCGACGAGAGCCUGACGGUGUUUAUUUUUGCCGAUAAUAUUGUUAUAGAAUGUUAAGGAAUAUUUUUUUAUAAGUUUCAUUACUUUGAUUUUAUGACCGCAUUCCCACGUUUAGUAUUGUUAUGCGAGAUUGGUUAUUGAAUUCUCAAUAUAUUCAAUUUUGUGACAA